Messenger RNA from Gambusia affinis (western mosquitofish), 4271 nucleotides. RefSeq names its product nuclear receptor subfamily 4, group A, member 3 (gene nr4a3). Gene Ontology annotation, biological process: regulation of transcription by RNA polymerase II; cellular response to corticotropin-releasing hormone stimulus. NCBI's taxonomy places the organism in Eukaryota, Metazoa, Chordata, Actinopteri, Cyprinodontiformes, Poeciliidae. Gene Ontology annotation, molecular function: nuclear glucocorticoid receptor binding; RNA polymerase II cis-regulatory region sequence-specific DNA binding; nuclear receptor activity. Bases 1892 to 3925 code for a protein of 677 amino acids. The record is from RefSeq and is a predicted model, not a curated record. Gene Ontology annotation, cellular component: transcription regulator complex; nucleus. The transcript has 8 exons.
UAUUCUGACUUCUAUGGACUAUUAGGCUGACAGAUAACAAACACCCAUCAGCUGUGCGUGUUUGCGUUCGCAUUAACUCAACCACAUGUCAUGCUAAACGUAAACCCCAGCAUCCUGUUUUGCCUUUUCUCAACUUUUUGUGUGUACAUAUGACCUGUUGCUAUCUGAACGUGCUCCACUGCCAGCCAGGCUCUUUCUUUGUGUGUUGUUUCCAAGUGAGGCUGAAUUCGAUUUUAAUUUGCGCCGGGAAGGUAUCAUAUCCUUUCUGGUUGUCAUGGAAAUGAGAUGCCUCUCAGUCACUGGCACAAUGAAGAGCGGAGUCAGACGCACAAAUGGGUCUGAGUGGAGAAUAGUCCAGCCUACAUUCAUGCAGGGUCUGGGAGAGUAGACUUAAUACUCUUUGAUUUCGUCCUUUCCCCAUUUUUAUAUUAGACUCUUAGGGUUUUAUGAAGUUGAUGUGUCGCUAAUUGUGUUUUUUAUUAAUCUGGCAAUAGUGUGAUUGGAAGCGAUUGUUUGCUGCUUUCUUAUGGAAAAUACUAGGACCGUGUUAGUUUUUCCAUUAACUUUUAUCUAUGUACACGGAAAAAACAUUAAGACUUUGUAAUUAGGUCAAAUGAUUAAAGUAGUGGUCAGUCACAUUGUUCCAUAUGGUCUAAGAGGGGGCGGGGGGGAGACACACACACAGCCACGGGCAUUUCUACAUUUCUUGCACCUAAAGUAAUUUCCCUUGAAGACAUGUGUUGAUAGCACGUUGUGAUCUAUAUCUUUUGCGCUUUAGGCCAUUUCUGGGGAAAACUCACCAAGCUUGAGCACACUUUACGCACAGAGGCAGCCACUUCUGACAGCCUCCCCUCUCGGGGCUGAUUUACAGUACUCAUAUAUUUCUCUUCUCUCUCUCUUUCGCCUUUAUAUUCCCUCUGUUUGCUGGAAGCCUUCUCUUGCCCCCUGUCUGUCCGGGGUUAUUGGUGUGAGGGGCUACCGGGGCCUAUACCGGCGCUCCGGAGCGCGUGUUUUGCGGCUCUUGUGUCGUUCUCUUGGUUACUGGUGGGUGAGCGCGUUAUUGGGGCCAGAUCCCCUCCUUCGCGGUGUUCUUUUGAGAACGAAGCACAAGCGAGUGGAGACUAGUUUGAGAAACAGACCCUGUCUUAGUUUCGAGAUGGAAAUGCUAAUAAACAUUUAAUGCGCAAUUACGCACGUUUCCAUUUUUGCCUCAAGAAGUUAUGUAAGAACAGCAGCAUCAUUUUCCUGCUAUGCUCUUAUCAAACAUGAAUGUUUUCCUCUUUUUUUCCCCCCAAAGCCCAUUCAAGGCUAUACUCCUAAUUGAAUAAUGACUUAAUUGUUCCAAAUCAGCUCUAAUCAAAUAAAUGUUAUACAACUAUUUUUGUUUAUUUCUGUAUAAUUUAAUACGAUGCUUUAGGUUUCUAGACUAUAAAAAUAACAUCCUGACCAACAGAAGCACAAAAAUAGUUGUAAUGUUUUUUCUAAAAACUGGGAUUAGUUUGAGAGAAAGUGCAAAUAAAAAAAAAAUGAACGGUUGUCGUGGAGAUUAUUAAUAUUGUUGACACUAAUACCCAAAUGAUGGUUGUGAUUGUUGUGGCUUGCGCAAAUGAACCCGCUGGACGACAGUGAGUGGUCUUACAACUUAAACCGUAUCACUGAUUUUCUCUGCUUGUAAAGAGAGGGAGAGAGGGAGGAGAGAGAGAACGAGAAACAUAUAAGACGAUGUUUGACAGAAAGGGGGCGCUAUGGGUCUUGAAAUCCGCCAGCAUCUGAGCCUCCUCUUGCAGUUGACAGGGAGCUGGAGGCGCACGGCACACAGGAGCCCCGCUGGUUGAAAGGUUUCAGGUCCGACUCUCCCAGCACUUCCAGUUCAUUAAGUCUGCCGCUCUGGAUGAACCUUGAGCGGACUGGUACGGCCGAGAUCAGAGGCAGGAGUACUGAUGGCCCGGACGCGCUGUUUUUAAAAAUAUUCACCUUUAUAGGCAUAGGUUCGGAAGAGCGCGCCCAGCCGAGCUCGGAGCCCCGGCGAUCGGAUCCCUCCUGUGCCACGUCCGCCGAGUCCUCCCCGCUCCAGGAGCCUUGCCCCGGCCGCAGCCACGACACCCCUAAACCCCGGACACUCAGCACCAUUCAGCGCGAAGCUCUUUCACCAGACAUGCCCUGUGUGCAGGCUCAGUACGGGCCGGCCCCUCCAGGCUCCGCUUACUCCGGCCAGUCCUUCGGCUACCAGGGUGACAGCUACAGCUCUGACCUUAUGACCCCGGACUACACCAAGCUGGACCUGGGUGGGGGUGAGAUCUCUGCUGCUGCCACCACCUCCCUCCCGAGCUUCAACGUCUUUGUGGAGGGCAGCUACGAGCCCAAGUCCUCCUGCCUCUACCAGAUGCCCCCCCACAGGCCUACCAUUAAGAAGGAGGAGGAGAGUUACCCAACUGCCCCGCCCAUGGAGGCCAUGACCUCCACCACCAUGUACUUUAAGCAGUCCCCUCCAUCCACCCCCACCACCCCAUCCAUGACACAGCAGCCUGGGACCUCCUUCAUGUGGGACGAACACUCCUUGGGCCCCCAGUCUCACCCUCACUCCAUGGGCUCGGGCCUCGAGUCGGGACCCCUCAAGUCCCCUCGCUUUUCGCACUUUUACCAGCACUCCCCGCCUCACAGCGGCGGCAGCGUUGGCGGCUACGAGAGCCUCGGAGGGGGGCUAGUUCGCACCUCAUCCUCUUCGUCCUCAUCUUCUUCGUCAGUGUCCCACCCGCACGGCCAGCACCUGGAGCAGCCCAUGUACCAGCUGCACCGCGGGGCCGGGGGCAGCAGCCUCGCCUUCCGCUCCCUGGCUCUGGGACCGUGUGGCCCCCUGCUAGGGGACAGCCUGCCCUCGCCGCCCCCUCGGGGCCCACAGGGAGAGGGGACCUGCGCGGUGUGUGGGGACAACGCAGCAUGCCAGCACUACGGCGUGCGCACCUGCGAGGGCUGCAAGGGCUUCUUCAAGCGCACCGUGCAGAAAAACGCCAAGUAUGUGUGUCUGGCCAGCAAGAACUGUCCUGUGGACAAAAGGAGACGCAACCGCUGCCAGUACUGCCGCUUUCAGAAGUGCCUAAGCGUGGGCAUGGUGAAAGAAGUGGUCCGUACUGACAGCUUGAAGGGCCGCAGAGGACGGCUGCCCUCCAAACCCAAGAGCCCACUGCAGACAGAGGCGUCCCCGCCGUCGCCCCCGCUCAGCCUGCUCUCUGCUCUGCUCAGGGCUUACUCCCACUGCACACCGCGAGACCUUGACUACAGCCAGUUCAGCGCCGCCGACCCUCCGUCCUCCACCUCAGACGCGGAGCACAUCCAGCUCUUCUACAGGCUGCUCACCAUCUCGAUGGAGACCACAAGGUGCUGGGCCGAGCGGCUGCCGGGCUUCGCCGAGCUCCAGCGUGACGACCAGAACCUGCUUAUAGACUCAGCCUUUUUGGAGCUGUUUGUCCUGCGACUUGCAUACAGGUCUAUGCUGUUGGAGGACAAGCUGGUGUUCUGCAACGGCUUGGUGCUGCACAGGUUCCAGUGCCUUCGUGGGUUUGGAGAGUGGCUGGACUCCAUCAGGGAUUUCUCUACCCACCUUCAGACCCUCAGCCUCGAUGCGUCUGCCUUCGCUUGCCUGUCUGCCCUCGUUCUGCUCACAGAUCAAGUCCCGGGUCUGAAGGACUCGAAGCGCGUGGAGGAGCUGCAGAAUAAAGUCAUCUGCUGUCUCAGGGACCACCUGGGCUGCGGGGCGUCCUCCUCCUCCACCAAGGCCGCGCCUCCUCUGAGCCGUGUGCUGGGCCUGAGGGCAGAGCUCCGCUCGCAGAGGACCCAGGGCCUGCAGCGGAUCUUCUACCUGAAGCUGGAGGACCUCGUGCCGCCGCCGCCGUCAAUCGACAGAUUCCUGGACACCCUGCCCUACUGAGGACUCGGGCUGAGCGCGGUGACAUAAACCCACGUCGACGUCCUGUUCAGGCCUUUUAACCCCCCGAUUCCCCAAAGGGGGAGAGAGAGAGAAAAAGAGAGACUCUCCGUUCUGGCCGACGCAGAGCUGAGAGAGCAAAUCGAAAGCCUCUUGCUCAGUGGGGGGCUGGGGGGUGUGUGAACCAAACGGACAACCAACGAAGACGCUUUUCAUCUGUAAAAAAAAAAAAGAAAGAAAGAAAGAAAGAAAAAUAGACAAUAACUCAAAGACGCUUUGCAACCUUUUAUUUGAUCCUCCACUCUUUGUCUUGUGGGGGAGGAUGAUGAAGCUGAGUUGCACAGCAGAA